UGAUGCGAUUUGUUUUGAUUCGCGAUCGCGAUAGUUUCUUUCGAUGCGGUGCAAGCAGCUGCGGUCUCACUCGUCGCGUACCUAUACUUUUUGCUAUGGAUUCCGCGGACGAACCCGUUGAGAAGCGUGCCAAAUCGUCCGCUACCAUGGAGGACAAAAGCGAUGACGGCGGCGUACCGGUACGGUGUCGGCACUUUGUUCAACGGAAGAAGCGCUACUGCAAGAUGACGGUCGGCCGAGGUAAGCAGUACUGUGGCGAACACGAGGUUCACGCCGUGACCGACACUGCCAACAGUGGUGAGGAUCAAUCGGGAGGACGGAUCCCGUGCCCUCUGGAUCCGAAGCACUCGAUUUCGGCGGCCAAGCUCGAGAAGCACCUGAAGAUUUGCAAUGCGAAACCGAAGGAUCGGCCGUCGUACAUCGAGGUGGGAAUUAACGCCAGCUCGGAUGGGGAAGGAAGCGAGAUGGCGAACGAUGAAGCAGGCCUGAAGCUGUCGGACGUUCCAGUGGAUCAGUUGAAAUCUCUGGUGCGGAAGGUUGAGGGCAUUUUUGAGGAGACCCAAAUCGGGAUGAUAGAAGAGAUGAUGCUGGAGCAUGAAGCGUUCAAAGAGGAACUGCGAAACGAGUCCUACGGGCCACAAACACUGAAGCAUCUGGUCCAAUCCGCCUCGCUGUUGGGCAUUUUGGAGCGGGAGAGUUUCUUCCAGGAUGACGUAGCUUUUGUGGAGUUUGGAGCAGGCAAAGGCCAGGUCGCUUUCUGGUUGGCCACGGCGCUGCAACAAUCCAAACUGAAGAACGUUAAAGUGUUCCUGGUGGAUAAGGCCUCCCAUCGGCACAAGAAGGAUAACAAGAUUGAAGAUCGGGAACUGAUUCAGCGGGUGCGGGCGGAUAUCGGAGAUUUGGUGCUGAGGAAGCUGGAGGUGCUUAAAGACAGUCGGAAGGUCGUUGGCGUGGGGAAGCACCUUUGUGGCGGGGCCACGGACCUUGCGUUGCGAUGUCUGAUUCGCGCCAAUAAGGACGGGUCUGGAGGAGAUGUGUUGCGGUCCGAGGGGUUUGUGUUUGCCCUUUGUUGCCACCAUCGGUGCGACUGGAAAACGUAUGCGGGGAAGAAGUUUCUAUUGCGGAAGGGAAUUAGUAGGAAGGAAUUCGACUUGGUGGUGAAAAUGGUCAGUUGGGCGGUUUGCGGCACCGGCACCAGUCGGGAAAGACGGAACGCCGAAGAAGAUGGUGAAGGGGGCGGCAUCAAGUACGCCAUGACGAGAACUGAACGCGAAGAGGUUGGUAAGAAGUGCAAACGAAUGCUCGACUGGGGCCGGAUACAGUAUUUGAAGGAGAACGGAUUCGACGCAGGGCUUAACAUAUAUGCUAAACCUGAAGUCACGCUAGAGAAUGUAUGUCUUAUUGGGCAUAUCAAAUAAACUGAGUGAUGACCCGAUAUGGUCUCUACUGCCAUG
Messenger RNA from Aedes albopictus (Asian tiger mosquito), 1454 nucleotides. RefSeq names its product tRNA:m(4)X modification enzyme TRM13 homolog. The record is from RefSeq and is a predicted model, not a curated record. The transcript has a single exon. The coding region runs from base 3 to 1418 and encodes 471 amino acids. NCBI's taxonomy places the organism in Eukaryota, Metazoa, Arthropoda, Insecta, Diptera, Culicidae. Gene Ontology annotation, biological process: tRNA methylation.